Brachypodium distachyon (stiff brome) is the source of this 597-nucleotide messenger RNA. RefSeq lists its product as uncharacterized. The record is from RefSeq and is a predicted model, not a curated record. NCBI's taxonomy places the organism in Eukaryota, Viridiplantae, Streptophyta, Magnoliopsida, Poales, Poaceae. Bases 168 to 554 code for a protein of 128 amino acids. The transcript has 3 exons.
UAGUUCAUCCUAUAUAACGGCAUACACGGUUCUUUCGGUCUCUGCAUCGACCGUAGGAUGCACACGACCAAAGAUUAUUUACAAAACUCUGACAUAAGUUUCACUGAAAGGCGCAAAGGAGGAAGGAAGAAGAACUAAGCACCUCAUUCAUUUCUCAAGGUAGCUAUAUGAAGAAAGAAGGGGAUCAUCAAGCAUCAUCACCAGUGGAGCUAGGGAAGAUGAAGGGAGUGAAGUCUGUCACUAUCUGCACAACGCUCAUGCUGCUGCUGUUCUUCCAGCAGCAGCAGGUGUGUGAUGCCUUCUCGUUGUCAAAGUUCUGCAGCUGCUACGGCGACUGCUACCCGGACUGCAGGGAAACCCGCGGCGGGCCGGCAUUCUGCAAGAUCCUCUGCUCCGGCAAGUGCGUCUUCAACGGUGGCGAUUGCCGGAGUGUCUGCACGCAAGCGUCCAUCUGCGGCACCGCCACCGCCGGCGACGAUAUGGGAGAUAAUGCUGAUGCUGAUGCAGCAGCCUGUGUGCAGGGUUGCGCCUAUCAUCUCAGCCGACGCCACUGAGCUGAUCAGGUUGUGUUUUAACAUUUUGCAUUUGCAUUUGGAG